AUGAACAUGGUCAAAAAAUCCAUAACACAGUGCAAUGACUCGGUCUUCGCAAAUCUUGACAAUCUUUUUCUGAAUUAUGGCGAAACUCUGGUAAUAGAGGAUAGACUAACGCCAGGACUUGGUUUUGUGAUUGGAGAAGAUCCAAACGGAGAGGAAAUGCUGAAAUGCCUCUAUGAGUAUUCUAACACAGUUCGCGAAAUGAUACCGAUAUGUACGUGGAAAGGAACUCUUAUGAACUGCUCAAGUCUCUUUCAGAAGACUCUAACUGAAAUGGGUGUGUGUUUUACUUUCAAUGGAGAGGAGAGAGAGAGGCUACAGGCUUCGUACACUGGUCCUGAUGGCGGCCUGAGGGUGUUUAUAGAUAUCGGACAACUGGAGUAUUAUUACUCUGCUACAAUACAAGCUGGAAUCAAGGUAAUUCUUCAUGAUCCAGGGACAGACCCCCUUCCUUCUCUGGGUGGAUUUUUGGUGGCUCCUGGAUUAUCAGCCGACGCAAUCAUCAGUAAGACCAGGAAAAGCUUUCUUGGUAAACCCUACGGCAGCUGUUUAAACGUCAAUGAAGCUGGAAACCCACUAAAACGGUAUUCUUUCUACAGUGAGAAAUCAUGCCGAAUGGAGUGCAUGAUCGACCAUCUGGUUAGCGCGAACGAAAGCUGUAAAAACUGUCGUCACUUCCUUCAUCCAGGACCAGAACGACUGUGUGCAUAUAAGGAACUGGAGAGAUGCUUUGUAUUCUAUAGAACCAGCAAUUUUGCAAGAAGAUGCAAAUGCCAGAGGCCCUGCUAUAAACACGAAUACAAAACCUCCAUUUCUUACGCUCGAUUCAUGUCUGACUUCAUGUACCAAUAUUUUGUAGGGAGGGGUAUUUUACUAUCUCCAAGUUACGCAAAAGACAAUUAUAUCGAGUUGAAGAUUUAUUACGACUCGCUGAUUGAGACAGUUGUCACAGAGGUCCCAGAGUUCAAUAUUUUUGAGAUGCUCAGUAAUAUCGGCGGCCUGAUGGGGAUUUUCUUAGGCGCCAGUCUUCUCUCUGUGGUUGAGUUGGUGGAGUUCUUUCUGCUUAUUUUGAGCCAUCGGAACAAACUUGAAACCGUUAACCAUGGAGUAUCUCGUGUUGAAAAUGGCAAUGUAUCGCUAAAAAAAGCACAAUCUAAACUCACCUCGGUGAAAAACAAGCAAAAACCCAAACAAAUGUGCAACAGAAAGAAUAAUACCGGAUUGAGGAGAUUUUAG
This is a messenger RNA of Saccostrea echinata, 1233 nucleotides long. RefSeq names its product acid-sensing ion channel 1B-like. Gene Ontology annotation, biological process: sodium ion transmembrane transport. Bases 1 to 1233 code for a protein of 410 amino acids. Gene Ontology annotation, cellular component: membrane. The transcript has 7 exons. The record is from RefSeq and is a predicted model, not a curated record. Gene Ontology annotation, molecular function: ligand-gated sodium channel activity. Lineage: Eukaryota; Metazoa; Mollusca; Bivalvia; Ostreida; Ostreidae.